AUGACAUUGACAUACAAAAUUAAUAGACAUUACGUGCAAUAUCCCAGAACAGAGAACUGGUGGCUAAUGUCAGGACCUGGUCCCCUGAUCACUAUCCUCAUCUCUUACCUGUACUUCUGUACUUCUGUCGGCCCUCGUUACAUGAGGGACAGAAAGCCAUACUCCUUGAAGAACACCAUUAUUUUAUACAACAUUAUACAAAUCCUGUUCAGCAUAUUUCUGGUACAUGAGGGCUUAGUUUCCGGCUGGUGGAAUGAUUACAACUACUCCUGUCAACCGGUCGAUUACUCAGAUGACCCUAAAGCUCGACGAAUGGCAGCAGCGGUCUGGUGGUACUUCUUUGCGAAGAUUGUCGAACUGAUGGAUACGAUCUUCUUUGUCCUAAGGAAGAAGAACAGGCAGAUUUCAUUCUUACAUCUCUAUCAUCACACGAUGAUGCCUGUUUGCGCGUGGAUCGGCGUUAAAUUCUUACCAGGUGGUCACGGAACUCUCCUCGGAGUUAUCAAUUCUUUCAUCCACAUCAUCAUGUACACGUACUACUUGAUCUCCGGCCUCGGUCCUCAGUACCAGAAAUAUAUCUGGUGGAAGAAACACCUCACAACUAUGCAGUUGAUUCAAUUCGUGAUUGUAUUCUACCAUAACUUCAAAGUCAUGUUCUGUGAAUGCAAUUACCCGAAAGGGAUUAACUUCUUGUUGGCUCUCAACGCCGGCCUGUUUCUCUAUAUGUUUGGAAACUUUUACUACAGAAGCUACGUUAAGACGGACACACAAGAAAAUUAUAUAGAAAAAUUGAAUACGAAUGGCAUAGUUGCAAAUGGCAAGACAAAGGAAUGCUAGCGUGAUGUGCUUGGCGUGCUCAAAUAAUUGAAUUUUUAUUGUGAUUUUAAAGUACAUUUUAAGUAACUAUAAUUAAGGUGACUGUUGUGAACUGUGUAGAUAAUGUUUAUUUACGAUUUUAUCAUAAAAUUUUCGACACGUUAACUUGUAAUUGUUAAAUUUGAUUUACAAUUAAACAUUUACGCUAUUUACUGUCAUAAAAUCGAUUUUAAAAUUGUGGUAACUUUGUAAGCAAGCAUUUUUUUUAACAUCAUGCAUUUACAAGAGAAAUUUUACAACAUGAUCAUACACUAAGACAGUCUUUCGUCUUAGUUCGUAUUUAUUUUAAAGGUGUUUUAAUUUAACUUUAAAAAAUUUUGGAUAGAUUUUUUUUUUUGUAUUCGAAGUGCUAAAGUUGCGAUCAAUGGAUGUUUAAAUUUCAAUGGAUUCACAAUAGUUAUCUCAAGAUGUUAAUAGUUUUAAGUUUCUACUACGUGAUAAGUACUUCAUAAAUGAAACUCGAUACGAUUAGAAUUACAAUCAAAUAGUAUGUA
Melitaea cinxia (Glanville fritillary) is the source of this 1370-nucleotide messenger RNA. RefSeq names its product elongation of very long chain fatty acids protein AAEL008004-like. The record is from RefSeq and is a predicted model, not a curated record. Gene Ontology annotation, molecular function: fatty acid elongase activity. Gene Ontology annotation, cellular component: endoplasmic reticulum membrane. NCBI's taxonomy places the organism in Eukaryota, Metazoa, Arthropoda, Insecta, Lepidoptera, Nymphalidae. Gene Ontology annotation, biological process: fatty acid elongation, saturated fatty acid; fatty acid elongation, monounsaturated fatty acid; fatty acid elongation, polyunsaturated fatty acid. The coding region runs from base 1 to 837 and encodes 278 amino acids. The transcript is spliced from 6 exons.